AUGGAUACAAAUGUACCGGAGUCUCAAGAUGCAACUCUGGCUGAGGUGUUGGAAAAUGGCAUGGACUUGAAUAGUGUGUCACUACUCCCAAUCUCAUCUUCCCCUUCCCCACUUCCAUCACCCCAUACUACCCUACUCGACGAGCAGCUGCAGAGUGUUGACACCAAACCUAAGGUUGACCCAAGGUUUGCACCCCAGCACUUGCAGCUCCCCACUCCUAUUACACCAACCUCAAGAUCUAUGACACCGGGCACAUCUUCAGCCCAUACCAUGGCACAGGGUAUCAAGGUAAAGCGAGACUCACUUGCUGAUUUCCAUGAAGCAAGCAAAUUUGAGUCUGAACUCGCGGAGCAAGAGUCAAACCAGCGGCAUGCAGAAUACAUGGCACACAUUGCUACACAUAGACAGUGUGAGGCAAAUAAGCAUGAAUGCAGAAUGCUCAAGUUACAAAUCCACCAACUAGAGCUGCAGCAACAGCAGCAAUUGGAUGUGCACCAGGGACAGCAGCAGUUGGAGUUGCAAGAGGCACAGCAGAACCCUUUCAUGCCAACUGGAUUUCCACUCACACCCCCAACAUUACUUGCCACACCACAAAUAGACCUUGGCAAAAACUUGACUCGGCACCUAAUCAAUUCUUUGCACACUCCAUUUUUUCUAUUCAGUACUAUGGCUUUCAGUGUUGUCCAUACACCUGAUAAAAUAAAGCCUCUUGAACAUGUCGGUGCUUCUGCUGACCUUCUGUUUCUCCUGCUAUCUGCAGUUCUGUUGGCACCCAAAUAA
Cantharellus anzutake is the source of this 780-nucleotide messenger RNA. RefSeq lists its product as uncharacterized. Lineage: Eukaryota; Fungi; Basidiomycota; Agaricomycetes; Cantharellales; Hydnaceae. The record is from RefSeq and is a predicted model, not a curated record. The transcript is spliced from 2 exons. Bases 1 to 780 code for a protein of 259 amino acids.